Messenger RNA from Cydia pomonella (codling moth), 2621 nucleotides. RefSeq lists its product as uncharacterized. Bases 720 to 1112 code for a protein of 130 amino acids. The record is from RefSeq and is a predicted model, not a curated record. Lineage: Eukaryota; Metazoa; Arthropoda; Insecta; Lepidoptera; Tortricidae. The transcript has 2 exons.
AACACGAGUACAGGAGAGGCUGCGGACGGGGACGCGGCCUGCUCGCACUCCACUGCGCGUCGGACUGUCGCCGUUGUACAGUCAGCAUCAAGAGUAGCGGAUGAAACAACGCGCCAAAACUAUCUGAUAUUCUGGAUAACUUAUCCAAAUAUAGAUACAUUUCUAAAAUUCGCGUUCAAAAGUAAAUCUUUUACAGUGUUUGUUGUUCUAUAUUAAAGACAUCACUUUUUGUUAAGCCGUUACAGAAUGGUAGAUACUUAUGAAACGUUAUUUGAUCCGCUACUUUUGAUGCUGCCUGUACAAACAUUACAAAAAAACAAGCAAGGAUUACCUGAGACGAGCCAAGAUGGCUUGUAAGCUAUCAAAGGAGGCUUCAUUCCAACAAUUAGUGUCAGGGAUCAAUUCAGUGGCACGGACAUUUUUAUGGAUGCAAAUAAAACUUUGCACCAAAAGUAAAAAAAGGAGACGGUUUAGCUUGGAAGAAAAAGUAAAGGAAUCGCUCCGGCUGUGGAAUGAGCUCCCUUCCGAGGUUUUCCCGAGGGGCUACAGUACGGGGUUCUUCAAAAAAGGAGUGUACAGAUUUUUAAAGGGUCGGCAACGCGCAUGUAACACCUCUGGAGUUGCAGGCGUCCAUAGGCUGCGGUGACUGCUUACCAUCAGGCGGGCCGUAUGCUUGUUUGCCACCGUCGUGGUAUAUAAAAAAAAAGUAACUUUCAAUUAUGAAACAAAGCUCAAAACGCUACAGAUUUCUGCAGAGAAUAUUCAUCGUGCCUUGCGAAACAACACUGAAGAAGUUGUUGUUGAAUGUGAAUAUUCAAGCUGGCAUCAAUACACAAGUCUUUAAUGUCAUUAAACAAGAGGUCAGCGAAUGGAAUGACGCCCGAAGAAUGUGCUCCAUAGUAUUUGAUGAGAUGAAGUUGGAGGCUGGCGUCCAUUACUCUAGAAAAAAUGAUCACAUCAACGGGUUUGUGGAAUCACCUGACAAAACCGACCACUCGGCCGACCACGCCGUAGCAUUUAUGAUUAAAGGCGCGGUUCACACGUGGCAACGACCGGCGGCGUGCUGCCUCUCCGAGGAGCCGCGGCGGGCCUUCAGCCUGUCGCUCGGAUGAGGGAACAUUAAGAGCCUUCGAGAGGACACUAGAAGAUCACAAAUCUUAGCAGGACAGGAGACCGGUAAAUAUCUUAUACUCAUCUUAAAAUUCUUAGUAAAGAACACUUAGUAGAGGCUUGUUUCACGUUCAUCACGAAAUUUAAAUUAUGUAUAGGGACCGUACGCGUUGGACGGUCUGCCAUCUUGUGGCCUGAAUCGGAACCAUAAACAUGUACACGUCAGGUGUUUUCAUGUGCACAGUAGGUUCUGCCAUCUUGUGGGCUACAUCGGAACAAUAAACAUCACAUUUACGCCUCGCGCCAAAAAUCUGACGGCUCCUGUGCUGCCUCCUACAGUUCAUGCACGUUCCCUAUAAACUUUUAUAUUUAUAACCACCAAUUAUUUGUUAACCUGUUGCUACCGGUGGGAACCUAUAAUUGGCUCUUUGUUAUGUAUAUAUAUAACUAUUGUGCAAUUUAUAGCUGUUGGUUCUCUGAACAGUAAAUAAAUAAAUAAAUAAAAAACUACUUACAUAAACUAAACAGUUUUGAAAUAUUAUAAAUAGUUCUCUGCGUGUAUACGUAGACCAGCUUGUGUCUCUUUUUGCAAACUUUUAUUUAACUUGGCCUGUUAGGAUGGAUGUAUGUUAUGUGAUUUGACUCAGACUAACUAACGUGCGAGUCAAAUCUUGGAACCUGAAUUUGACCCACUGCCCUAUAUCCGAUUGAGCCGAAAUUUUGCAUACAUAUGUAAAUCGGAUAACAGUCUGAUAUUAUGAAGACAUGGAGCUGAUCUGAUGACGAGGACAGCAUGUGCCCAUGGGAACUUUGUGAUAAAAUAAUAAAUUAAUAUUAUAGGAUAUUAUUACAUGUCCCACAAUAAACUCAAUAAGGCUUGUGUUGUAGGUACCUAGACAACGAUAUAUAUACAAUAUUCAUAAAUACUUAAAUACAUAGAAAACACCCAUGACCCAGGAACGAAUAUCCGUGUUCAUCACACAAAUAAACGCCCUUACCAGGAUUUGAACCCGGGACCAUCGGCUUCAUAGGCAGGGUCACAACCCAAUAGGUCAGACCGGUCGUCAUAAUAAAUAAAUAAUAAUAGGACAUUAUUACACAAAUUGACCAAGUCCCACAGUAAGCUCAAGAAGGCUUGUGUUGAAGGUACUUAGACAACGAUAUAUAUAAUAUAUAAAUAUUUAUACGUACUUGAAUACAUAGAAAACACCCAUGACUCAGGAACAAAUAUCCAUGCUCAUCACACGAAUACAUGCCCUUACCAGGAUUUGAACCCGGGACCAUCGGCUUCAUAGGCAGGGUCACAGCCCAAUAGGUCAGACCGGUCGUCAUAAUAAAUAAAUAAUAAUAGGACAUUAUUACACAAAUUGACCAAGUCCCACAGUAAGCUCAAGAAGGCUUGUGUUGAAGGUACUUAGACAACGAUAUAUAUAAUAUAUAAAUAUUUAUACGUACUUGAAUACAUAGAAAACACCCAUGACUCAGGAACAAAUAUCCAUGCUCAUCACACG